GCCGGCCGUGGAGGCGGACGGGGCCUGCGUUCCGUCGGCGGGCUGGGACGGCGUCCCUUCCCUGGCAGGGGCACCGCACUGUCAGCCGAUGCUUCACCAUGGCUUUGGCUCCCAAGCUGCUGACUGGCAUUCACGGUCUUGGAAAAUGCCAGAUGCCAAGUGCCAUCUCCUGCCUAUUCCUGGGUCCUCGCUUUGCAGGCUACUGCUCCAGUAGUCUUCAGAAGACAGCGGCUGCUCCCAACAAAGCGCUUGAUCCUCAGGGGAAGUCGGGAAGGGAUUUGCAAAGCCCUCACCGGAGAGAAGCUGCCUUGGACAUACCUUCUCCUGACGAGAAGCCUGAAGUGAGUUUUGAUAAAGCAAUUCGAGAUGAAAUCAAGGACCACUUCAGGCGCCUGAAGGAUGAAUUUGUGAAUCAUUGGAUAGGCCCCGAAGGGCGCCCUCUGCAUGAAGUCAUGCUGGAACAAGCUAAGGUGGUCUGGCAGUUUCGUGGAAAAGAAGACUUGGAUAAGUGGGUGGUGACAUCUGAUAAGACGAUUGGAGGCAGAAGUGAAGUCUUCUUAAAAAUGGGCAAGAAUAACCAGAGUGCGCUGCUGUAUGGAAAUCUGAGCUCCGAGGCCCCUCUGGACGGGGACAGUGGCCACAGCGGGUACUGUGCGAUGAUCUCCAGGGUUCCCAGGGGCUCAUUUGAGAGGAAGAAAUCUUAUGAUUGGUCGCAAUUCAACACACUGUACCUCCGAGUGCGUGGGGAUGGUCGGCCAUGGAUGGUGAAUCUCAGGGAGGACACAGAUAUAAUCCAGAAGCACAAUCAGAUGUACAGUUACUUCAUGUUCACUCGUGGAGGGCCCUAUUGGCAGGAGGUCAAGAUCCCUUUCUCCAAGUUUUUCUUCUCCAAUCAAGGGAGAAUCCGCGAUGCCCAGUUCCAGCUUCUGCUUGAUAAGAUCUCAUCUAUAGGACUCACCUUGGCUGACAAAGUGGAUGGCCCAUUCUUCCUGGAAAUAGACUUUAUUGGAGUGUUUACUGACCCAGCACAUACAGAAGAAUUUGCCUAUGAAAAUUCUCCAGCUCUUAACCCACGACUUUUUAGAUAAAGAUCAAGUGGCAGUUUUGCGUUAUUAAACUAAGGAUAAUAGCCUCUGGUGACCGGUGAAAUAAAAGUGUCCUUUAGUGCCAUCUAA
Molecule: messenger RNA, 1175 nt
Organism: Echinops telfairi (small Madagascar hedgehog)
Lineage: Eukaryota; Metazoa; Chordata; Mammalia; Afrosoricida; Tenrecidae
Gene: NDUFAF1
Product: NADH:ubiquinone oxidoreductase complex assembly factor 1
Exons: 5
Coding region: 99-1088 (329 amino acids)
Biological process (GO): mitochondrial respiratory chain complex I assembly; mitochondrial electron transport, NADH to ubiquinone
Cellular component (GO): mitochondrion
Source: RefSeq, a predicted model, not a curated record